AAAUACAUGAGAUUUCUCAGCAUGCUGUCCUGGCAAGACAACUUUUGGAGGAAGAAAAAGAGAGCAAAAUAUGGCUGCAGAGCCAGAAAAGAAAAAUGAUCUUGAAAGCAACCAUGCCAGUGAUCUACCCAUGGAAGUGGAAAAGCAAAGUUCUAGGGUUAUCCUUCACUCACUGACUCCAGCAAUGGAUGCUCAGUGGAAGGCCAUUUUCCAUGAGCGUGUACAGCCAAGAGCUUUGGAUUUGCAGGGGAUAAAAAUGGAAAAGCUCAACAAGGAAACCAUACGGCAGAAGAAGGUGGAACAGCAAGACCCUCCUGAUAGCUUGUCCCAGGAUUGGUUCAACACCGAGUCAAUGACCCUGGAGACCAGGGCGUAUCUUCUCGAUAAACUUCUCCCUACCUUGGUCCCUGGAGUGGAGAAACUGUUACGGGUAGCAGAAAGGAAGAAAGUACUAGACUUGAAGGAGAGCGAACCCUGCCACUUUGACCCUGUGAAUUUCCUGGGAGAAUACCUGAUGAGGCAUAACCCUUCCUAUGAUCUGACCGCAAAGCCGAACCCCUAUGUGCGAGGGUUGAAGGUGAUCACGGAUAAGCUGAAAACCCAAGUGCCUGACACAACUAUGCAUAAACUUGCCCAGAUGAAGAACCUGGUUGAAGAAAAACGCCAGCGAAGGGAGGAUGUGGAGAACAUAAAAAAUCAAGUGGACCAAUUGCGCAAGGAGGCCUUAGCUCUGCAGUUCCAAGAAUGGACCCAGGAUGCCUCUGGACAGAUACCGCUGGCGCUGAUCCAAAGCGCCCUGAAAUCCUUCCUGGAGGUCCAACGCUUUCUCCUCUCUGCAGACAUCUACGCCAGGCCGUUGGAAGCCGUGGGAACGCUGGAAGUGAAGGUGAACCAAGAGGAAUUCAUGGAGUACCUCCUUUCUUACAUCAAAAAUUUCACCAGUGACAUGUUCCAGGAACUGCUGAAGCAUCUCCUACAAUGUGCUCAUGACACCCGAAAUACCAUCAGACAUGACAUCUGGAGGCAGAUGUUUCUCCAACUGUUCUUUGAUUGUGACCAUGGAAAGAUAGGGCUCUUGGACAGACUGAGGGUGCUGUCGCUACUGGAGAAGUUUUACAACAGCAGCUCGGAGCUUGCCAAGGAGACCUAUCGUGACCCAAGGAAAUGGCCAAUAGCUGAACUGGAUGACAUAGACCUCACUGAGUUUUGGGGUGAUAUGGAACCUGACGAAGAUGAAGAGGUCCUCCCGGAGGACCAUCCACCAAUGCCUGAGCGUACAUUAUCUGCGGAAGCCAUCUUCCUCAAUACAUACUUGAAGGACAUAAUUUCUGAUGUAGAUUUAGCAGCCCACGGUACCAAUGGAGACCCAAGGGAACCAGCAGUCAGUGGGCCAGAGGAAGCUGGGUUGGAGCAGGAGGUCAGCCCACUGGAAGCGGGGAGUGAAGUUGUCCCCACAGCAGCCUCACAAGAUCAAGCAGAAAUACCAGUUGCUGAGCUGGAACCCCAGGGAGCAGAGACUCAGGAGGAACCCCUUCUAGCCUCUGAAGGUACCACAGAACCAACUGCUGAAGAAACUGAGAUACCUGCUGGUGAAGAAACUGCUCCAGAAGACCAGCCAGUCACAGCACCUGAGCCAGGUUUGGAAAGAGAAGAGGCCGCUCCUUCAUCCUUCACCAAGGUUGCAACUGAGGUGCAGAAGAUCCUGGAUCAAGAGGAAGAUUCAGGCCUGGAAGCUCCUCCAGGGGAGAGGGACCUCCCUACAAAGGAAAUGGGGGUAGAUGAGGCAGGUGAGCAGGAAAAGCCAGAAGAGAAAGCAGAGCCAGAGGACAAAAGACUCUUAGGCCCAGAGGACCAGGCUGCCGCAAGAACAGACAGACUACCAGGAACCCUGGUUACAGAACUGCCCUUGUCGCCCACCAGCCGAGCCAGCAAGGAGAAGAAAAAAGGACCUCAGCUGGUCUACGGGGCGGUCUGGUCAGGCAACUUCCAGACGGCAGACCUCACCUUCAAGUACGCUGAUUAUGGCAAGGAAAUCCGGGAGGACUGGAACAAAGAAGACUCCAGGUUUUCAGAUCUCCGCAUGAGCAUGAUAGAAAUCCUGGCUCGGGGCCCCCCUGCUUGCACCAGCACCUUUGACAAGGAUUCCCUCAGCCUGUCCCAGUUUGUGCAGCUCAUGGAGACCUUUGCCAGCGAAAGAACAUCCCUGCCAAAGCUGAGGAAGCUCACGGAGUCUGUGAAGAAAGGAUACAUGCAGACGGAGGCUGAAAAGUUCAGCCAGCUGGAGAAAAUUCAUCACUCUUCAAACUUGGUCCGGCAGCAGCUUCUCUUAGCAGCCCUUUUUGAGAAGUGGGAUAACGAAAGCUCUGGGUUCAUAGAUAUGAUGGAGGUCGACUCUGUUCUGAGCACCUUUAAGGAAGGGAUGGAAGAAGAAGCCUUGACUAAGGCUAAGCUGCAGCUUUCCUUCCCCAACUGGCACCCCAGCGGGGUUGUGAAGUUAUCGCUGAAAGACUUCCAAGCCUACAUUGAGCUAGUGGUGUCUGAACUCACUGGAAAUGAAGACGAAAUUUUGGACAACAUUGUGGAGUUCCUGAUGAUGACAGUGGAACGCACGCACCUGGAGCGGCUGCGAGGGAACGCACGGCGGAAAUGGCUGCUCCGGAUUGAGCACUCUGCCAAGACCAGUGGAGGGUGCAUGGAGCCCGUGUAUCAAGAGGUCUUCAAGGCUCUUUGCCGGGAUACUGAUGCCCAUGGAGACAAGAAGAAAGUCAGUGCAUACAUUGCCCUUCUGGAAUAUAAUGUCAUUGCCCCUGAGCGGGGAGAUGUUCUCCUCCGCUAUGUGGCCUGCACAGAAGAUGAUGCCCCUUAUGUCUUAAACCAGAUCCUUUUCAUGGACAUGCAAGGAGUCAGCUUUUCAGCCGCCUUGGAUGACAAGCCAAUCCAUGUCCCCCGAGUCCAGUUGCAUGGAAAUAUCCACUUCUGGAACCCCGAUCGCCGUGAAACUGAGCGAAGGGGCUCCUUCUUAGUGCUACCACUGGAAGAUGUCCAGAGAAGAGUCUUUGGGGUCCUCGGGCUGGACACCCUCCGGGACACGAAUGAGAAAACCAUCUUCGUUCCCCAUGAGAUCCGUUACUAUCAGGGGAUUGCACACUCAUUCAGCAAAGCCUACCAUCAUAUCCGCACCCAGCGAAGUCUGCUGCAGGUCAUCAUUACCGCAGUGGAGUGGCUGUCCGGCCAAGCACCAGGCCUUCGAAACAUCACUGCCUACUUCAUGGAUCCUGGAGACAACCGGAUGCAGGACUAUACCUUGCGCAAAGCCAUGGCUUCAGAUUUAAAGGGGGAGCUGAAAGUCAGUGAACCACCAGCGCCUACACUCAGCAGGAAAGAAGAUACCUUCAAAAGUUAUCUGUUCAAGUGCAUAGACUGUGCUCUGGUGGUUACUGAAAGCAUCUAUGGAGAACAUCAUGUUGCAGUUCCAUUGAGGAAUCCGGUCGGUGAAGCCAUUGGGGUGCUGGACCUCAACCUUGGAGACAGGCAACGGCUGCCGCCUUGUGCACACAAGGACCUGCAGAAGAUGCUGAAGAUGAUGCAAGGUGCCACUCAUGAGAUACUGAAAGAGGAUUCUGGAGAUCUGGGACCAUACUUCGUCUUGGAGGCUGAAUAUGUUGGGGACUGGAGACGCGGAGGGGUCCUCUUCUACCGCUUCAUGCUGCAGGACCUGCAAAACUGCAUCUGGAAUCUUGACCCCUGGACAUCCUUUGGCGAUAUCAGAUCCUUGGAACAACCUCCAGCCCUCAUACACACCAUCUUGAAAUGCGUGUUGCUCGUUUUGUACCCGCAGUGGGCUGGCACAGAGGAGGUGGAGAACUGGAACUUGUGCCUACAGAAACUUGAUGGAGAACUUAUUGAAAACAUUUGCUACUUUGAUCCCACGGCUUCGUACGUGGAGAUUCGACCAGAAGUUCUGUCCCAGUGUCUCCAAGGUGCACGCAGGAGAGCCGUGUGGAGGCUCAGCUCGGCUCCGUUAGAGUACCUUUACGACUGGGUGUGUGUCUGCCUGUCGUUGAUCGAAAUGGCCAAGAAACUUCAGCACCACAAGAGCACGACCGGUUCGUCUUCGGCAUUGCUCACGCCCACCUUCUCCCAGUCGCUCCGGUCAUCGCAGAUUUCAACCAUCCGGACCACCUCUUCGGCCUAACUGUGCGACCUCAGUUGCAGGCCCUUGUUAAUAGUAUUUGUUAAGCAUGCAUCAUUUCCAAGGUGGGAAUGAUAGUUCUUGCCUAUAGUUCAGAAACGUUCAGGUUGGCUUUGAACAGGGGGAGAGAGAAUUGCAGUGACACGGGAAGGAGAUGAAAAACCAGCUGUCUGUUGGGUUCGUGCAAUCCACAAAUGUCGGAAUUAAAAUGGGCACUUCACAAAAGCUUUUCUCUCUGCAGCAGCUUUUGAGAAUCCGCUUUGAGGGUGAGAGGGUGGAGAGGGAGAAGGGGGGGCCUUUCGGUUCGUCCCGGAGGAAAUCACACCUCGAAGGCAUUAAAAAGUUUUCCUAUUGGCUAGUGCCUAA
Messenger RNA from Python bivittatus (Burmese python), 4558 nucleotides. The record is from RefSeq and is a predicted model, not a curated record. Lineage: Eukaryota; Metazoa; Chordata; Lepidosauria; Squamata; Pythonidae.